Molecule: messenger RNA, 305 nt
Organism: Alnus glutinosa
Lineage: Eukaryota; Viridiplantae; Streptophyta; Magnoliopsida; Fagales; Betulaceae
Exons: 3
Coding region: 42-296 (84 amino acids)
Biological process (GO): protein phosphorylation
Molecular function (GO): ATP binding; protein serine/threonine kinase activity
Source: RefSeq, a predicted model, not a curated record
AUCCGUGGUUCAAAGGCAUUGAAUGGGACAAAUUGUAUCAUAUGAAAGCUGCAUUUAUUCCCGAGGUCAAUGAUGAAUUGGAUACUCCAAAUUUUGAGAAGUUUGAAGAGGCUGACAACCAAAUCCAAACUUCAUCUAAAGCAGGUCCAUGGAGAAAGAUGUUGUCAUCUAAGGAUAUCAACUUUGUUGGUUACACGUAUAAGAACUUUGAAAUUGUAAAUGAUCAUCAAUUACUCGGAAUCGGUAUCUACCUGCCUCUCUCUGUGGACACAUUUCUAUCUAAUCUUUUUACUUGAGCUUCCUUA